Molecule: messenger RNA, 1320 nt
Organism: Contarinia nasturtii (swede midge)
Lineage: Eukaryota; Metazoa; Arthropoda; Insecta; Diptera; Cecidomyiidae
Gene: Rpn9
Product: 26S proteasome non-ATPase regulatory subunit 13
Exons: 1
Coding region: 38-1183 (381 amino acids)
Biological process (GO): ubiquitin-dependent protein catabolic process
Cellular component (GO): proteasome regulatory particle, lid subcomplex; nucleus; cytosol
Molecular function (GO): structural molecule activity
Source: RefSeq, a predicted model, not a curated record
UCAUUACGGUAUUCAGAAUAGAAACAAAAUAGUCAUCAUGGCGUCAACGGCAAAUGUUGCUAAAUAUUUAACCGAAGAAAAGAAAACAACCAACAAGGAAUUGGCUGAAGAAUGGGGACGUCUUGAAGAGCUUUACAACGAGAAAUUGUGGAACGAACUGUCCAUCAGAUUAAUUUCAUUCGUAAAACACCCGUCCCUUCAAUCCGAAGAGAGUUUGCUGCCAUUGUACCACAACUUUAUAUCAUCGUUUGAAACAAAGAUCAAUCCAUAUGCAUUGGUAGAAAUGUUGUACGUAGUCGUUGGAUUCAUCAGCGACAAAACUGAAGCUGUAAAGUUUUUGGAAAAAUUAGCGGAAAAAGUGAAAGUUAGCGAAGAAUCGGUGUGGUUUUGUCGUGUGUUGCAAGGGCAAAUCUAUUUGGAACAUUUGCAAGAUUUGGAUGCAACAAAAAAGAUUAUCGAAGAAUUGAAGGAAGUGCUUGAAGAAUCGGGUAACGUAACAGCUGUGCACGGAAAAUAUUUUCUAUUGGCAUCGAAUUACUAUCGCCGGGUUGGUAACUACAGUGACUAUUAUCGUUGUGGCUUACAAUUUUUGGGCUGUGCUCUCGAUGAUUAUCCAAAAUCAGAAUGGCCGCAGCAAGCAUUUUUCCUUGGUUUGGCCGCACUUUUGGGCGAAGGCAUUUACAACAUUGGUGAACUAUUGACACAUCCAAUAAUCGAUUCGUUGAAAGGUACCGAAAACGAAUGGCUCAUCGCUUUGCUUCAUGCAUUCAACAAUGGUGACCUCAACAAAUUCGAACAAAUGAAACCACAAUGGAGCCAAAUCCCCGAUUUGUUGGCACAAGAAGUGAAACUACGAAAAAAGGUCGCAUUGCUGUGUUUGAUGGAAAUGACAUUUGUUCGAUCGGCUGACAAACGAUCGAUACCAUUUUCAGAUAUUGCCGAGCACACCAAGUUGCCGUUGAAUGAAGUCGAAAUUUUGAUCAUGUCUGCGUUGGCUCAAGGUUUGGUACGUGGACACAUCGAUCAAGUUGCUGGCGUUGUCAACAUGACAUGGGUUCAACCGCGUGUUCUUAAUCGGCCACAAGUAGCCAGUAUGGCAAACACCAUUGAAGUUUGGAUGCAAUCAAUUUCAGCAAUGGAAAAACUCAUCGAAUCCAAAGCAAACGAAAUACUUACCAACUAAUUAUCAUAAUCUUCGAGAAUAGAUUUCUAUUUAAAACAAGCAUCCAUAUUAUUUUUUUCAUUAAAACUACCUACACAUUUUUUUGUUUGGAAAAAAAGAAAAUAAUUAAAACGAUGGUUUAAAAAAACACAAUGUAA